AUGGGGCAGGGCGAAGUCUGGCUGAUCUCGCAUGUGGAGCGCGCAGUGGUCCCUGUACGCCCUGAUGCUGGCUUGCAGGACUUCCCGCCAGGGACGUGGUGGCGGGCCAUCGUUUACAUCCGGGAUGGAGUAAUGCGAAGCCGGGCGCUCAUUUACAUCGAGGCCUACUUGGCCUACUUGUUCCGUCUUUAUGAUACCUCUCAGGGGAUUGCGGUAGGAAGAGGAAGUGAGGAAGACGGCUGUCGGGGGUCUUUCGCACCCCAAGGCGAGAAGAAGAUGGAGGGAGGCUUCGACCUGAGCACGGACGCGAAGCGCAAUGCUGCGGAAAACCGCUUGCGCAGCUCUGCAGCCGCAGCUGCUUGGCGGAACCUGCUGACUCUGCUGACAGCAACUCUCAGUAUGACUCUGGUGGCACGGGCAAUGGCGAUGUUCACGCUGAUGCCUGAAGAAUUGCACGCGGAAGCUAUCCCGAAGCUCAUCGCAGCGGCCAAAGCUGGCCUGACGCGAGUCGCUGCCGGGUGA
Messenger RNA from Symbiodinium natans, 522 nucleotides. Lineage: Eukaryota; Dinophyceae; Suessiales; Symbiodiniaceae. The record is from the annotation of a GenBank genome assembly.